UUUGGUCAGAGAAAAUAGAAAAACAAAAACUCUUUGGGGGUGGGAAUUAGGAAAUCUCCUGGAUUUAACCCUAGCUUUCUGUUUUCUCUUUUUUGGAGAGAGAAUCUCCUGUGGGGAAUGCAGAGAGAUGAGAGGUGCUUUGUUGACCAAGAGUGAACUCUGUGGCCGUGCUAAGCGGUGUAUCGGCGGCAGAAAUUGCCACCGGAAACACGUCGAAGACGGGUGAUCUGUUUCUCAGUCCACCGGAUCGCAUAAUCUUGCUCCUGUUUAUUUUUUUUUCUCAGAAUUUUCUUUUUUCCAUUACUCGCACCUGAACAUCUCAUAUUCUCUUUGUAUAUUCUGUUUGACAAAAAUAUUCUCUGUACCGAAUCUCUCUUUGUAUCCAUGGGAGAAAGGCGCAGAGAUGGUCAGUCAACCCUGCUCCAUGGGAGAUACGAGCUCGGCCGGAUGCUGGGACAUGGCACCUUCGCUAAGGUCUACCUUGCUCGCAAUUUACAGUCGGGAAAGAGCGUGGCGAUGAAGGUGGUCGGUAAAGAGAAGGUGAUCAAGGUCGGUAUGAUGGAGCAAAUCAAGAGGGAAAUUGCUGUUAUGAAGAUGGUUAAGCACCCAUAUAUCGUCGACCUGCACGAGGUCAUGGCGAGUAAAUCUACCAUCUAUUUCGCUAUGGAACUUGUUCGAGGCGGUGAGUUAUUUUCUAGGAUUUCUAAGGGUCGCCUGAGAGAGGAUGUUGCUAGAGUUUAUUUCCAGCAGUUGAUAUCUGCCGUCGAUUUUUGCCAUAGUCGCGGCGUUUAUCACCGCGAUUUGAAGCCGGAAAACCUCCUCCUCGAUGAAGAUGGAAACUUGAAAGUUACGGAUUUCGGACUCAGUGCCUUCUCUGAGCACUUGAAGCAAGAUGGUUUAUUACACACUACCUGCGGCACCCCAGCCUAUGUCGCACCGGAGGUUAUUGGGAAGAAGGGGUACGAUGGUGCUAAAGCAGAUCUCUGGUCCUGUGGUGUUAUUCUCUACGUUCUUCUUGCUGGAUUCUUGCCAUUUCAAGAUGAUAAUAUAGUUGCCAUGUAUAGAAAGAUCUAUAGAGGUGACUUUAAAUGCCCACCGUGGUUCUCCCCUGAAGCUCGCAGAUUAAUCACAAAGCUCCUCGAUCCAAAUCCGAGCACUCGAAUCGCGAUAAGCAAGGUUAUGGAUUCCUCAUGGUUCAAGAAAUCAAUGCCUAAAACUAUAAGGUCGAAGGAGGAAAUGGAAUUCGAAGCUUUCAAUUGCGAAGAAGAAAGCAAAAAUGGAGGCAAAUCAAAGCAACCAGAAACAUUGAAUGCUUUUCACAUAAUAUCAUUAUCAGAAGGUUUUGAUUUAUCACCGCUAUUCGAAGAGAAGAAGAGGGAGGAGAAGGAGGAGCUGAGGUUCGCAACGACAAGGCCAGCAAGCAGCGUGAUUUCGAGACUAGAAGAAGUAGCAAAGGCAGGGAAAUUCAGCGUGAAGAAAAGCGAGACAAAAGUGAGGAUGCAGGGUCAGGAGAGCGGAAGGAAAGGGAAAUUAGCCAUCGCAGCAGAGAUAUUUGCAGUAACGCCGUCGUUUUUGGUGGUGGAGGUGAAGAAGGAUAACGGGGAUACACUAGAGUAUAAACAAUUCUGUAGCAAAGAGCUGAGACCUGCUCUCAAGGACAUAGUGUGGACUUCUCCUGCUGAUAAUUCAACUAUUGCUUGAGAGAUGAUGAGAUAUGAGAUCUGGAGGUGGUGAGAUUGGGGAAAUUUUCAAGACUUGUGUGAUUGGAUUUGGAUGUUUUGUGAUUGUUGUUAUUGUUGUGUUUUUGUUAUUUAUUAAUGUGAUUGUCCUUGAAAAAUUAAGCUUCUUUUGUUCUUGUGUUCUGUGCGAAGUUUGUGGUGAACUGAAACCAAGAAAAAAUAAACUUUGUUUGGAACUUCUUCUCAGUA
Manihot esculenta (cassava) is the source of this 1928-nucleotide messenger RNA. Its product is annotated as CBL-interacting serine/threonine-protein kinase 6. Gene Ontology annotation, biological process: signal transduction; protein phosphorylation. The coding region runs from base 385 to 1701 and encodes 438 amino acids. The record is from RefSeq and is a predicted model, not a curated record. The transcript has a single exon. NCBI's taxonomy places the organism in Eukaryota, Viridiplantae, Streptophyta, Magnoliopsida, Malpighiales, Euphorbiaceae. Gene Ontology annotation, molecular function: ATP binding; protein kinase activity.